GUUAUAAAUGCAGCACUCAUGAUCUGCUUCAGCGUAGGCUCUGUAAAGAUGUACCGUAAUACUCAGAUGCUGCAUAUUUCCUAUUAAUACAGGUAACAACCCAGCAUAAGAGCUAUGGUGGCACAGUGGUUAGAAUGCAGUAUUGCAGGCUAAUUCUGCUGACUGCCAGCUGUUCGAUCCUGACCGGCUCAAGGUUGACUCAGCCUUCCAAGGUCUGUAAAAUGAGGACCCAGAUUGCUGGGGGGCAAUAGGCUGACUCUGUAAACGGCUUAGAGAAUGCAGUAAAGCACUAUGAAGUGGUAUAUAAGUCUAAGUGCUAUUGCUAUAAUUCCAUCUACUCAUAAAAUCAUCUAAUUAAGAACUGCAAAUCUCAUCCUCUCAGUCUGCAGAGCUCCAAAUUGGUUCCCCCAUUCCAACACAAGCAGGUCACCAGCUGAGCUAGCAGAAGUGCUUGGAGGCCCUGAGAUGCUUUGCUUACUACACCAGCUUAAGGAUCUGGUGCUUGGGAUGACAUCCUAGAGAUGUCCCACGGCAUAUCCCUCAUGGGUCACUGAACCAAGGUUUACCACAACUCAACCAAGUUAAAAAUCAGCUGACCACCUUCAAGUCAAACCCGGCUCUAGAUACCCAGCAGCUGCCAUAGAUGCAUUGUGUUAGGGCAACCCUGCCAAUUAGCCUCUUCACCUCGGCCCUGGUUCGGUGAACCAGGGUAAGUUGGCAUGGGGCCUACCCAACCCAUUUCGCCCAGCUGGUCCCAUCCCUUUGGGGUGGGCUCCGCUGGCUCCGCUCGCCCCCCUCGCCCCCCUCCCCGCCCUCAUUCCCCGUCUGGUCUCCAGCCCGGGUUUUCUAUGCAACGCCAUCUCCCAUCCGUGCAAAGGGGAGGGUUUCCCCCCUCCCCUUUCCCGGCACAGAGAAAGCGGAUGGCUCCAGCCGCGGCAGCUGGAGGAGCGGCGGCGGCGGCGGCGGCGGCGAUGGGAAGUCCGAGCCGGGGAGCAAACUCAGCAGCCCCGGGACCGGCGGCCUCUGCUGCUCCUCCUCCAUCUCCUGGCUUGCGCUCCGGAAGACUUCUCGGCCGCGCUCCGCAGAGGCCACGAUGACCUGAUUUCCUGGGGUGCCGCUCCGGUCCCUCGCCCGGCUUUCUCCAGCGCACCAGCCCGGCAUCCUUUGGAGAGCUGCAGAAGAGGACCGCGCCGCCCAAAGCGCUCCGGGGAGGAAUGCGCGCCUGGCAGACGGAGCGCCAUCCAGAGGGGGGCUGGAGAGAGAAGAAGCAAGAGGCGAGGAGGGCCUCUUAGCAGCACCUGCGGCCCCCCCACCCCCACCCUCUCCCGCGUCUCCCAGCUGCUGCUGCUGCAACCUACAGACUUUAAAAAAAAAGAAAGAAAAGCGAGAACGGCGAAGAACGUCUCCUCCCCGCGACCGCCUCGUUGCCUUUUUGCGCGCGCUCACUCUCCCUUUCGAGUUGAAGGGGCUUUCGCUUUUCUUUGAUCGCUCGGUAGAUUUUCCCCUCCGGUCUUCUCUUUCAUUUGUUCGGGUCUCUCUCUCUCUCUCUCUCUCUCUCUCUCUCUCUCUCUCUCUCUCUCUCUGUCUCUCUCUCUCUCUCUCUCUCUCUCCCCCUCUCCGUCCUCCUCCCCCCGUCUCCCCCCUUUCUUUUUCUUUCUUUCUUUCUUUGCCAGCAUCUUUUUUUUUUCUCUCCUCUUGCUUUGUCUCCUAAAAGACACCUCUCCUGCAGGGAACGACAGCCGCUUACAGGCUUUGUGCGUUGGCCCCGCAUCCUCCGUGGAGAGAAGAAAAAGCAUCCCUUCCUUAACUUUCCCUCCCUCUCUUCUCCUGCCCCCCUCCCGCACCCCCGAAUCAUAAUAAUUUAGAAGUUUGUUCCUCCUACUGAGGAAACAUUUUUUUUUCUCCUCUCCGGGUCCCUCCGCCAAGAAAUAAAGUUAUCCUUUUUAAAUUUCUAUACACGUCCUUUGCUCUUCUCUCUUUCUGUGUGCCUUGCUCAGCUUUUUCCUCUUGCAGUGCUAAAGAGAAAGCCCCAGGAAAGCGUAGCUGUCUCCCAGGGUUUCUCUAGGUCAACUCUUUUAUUCUUGAAAAAGGACCUGAAGUAUUUAUUCAGAAUCCAGCAGCCUCCUCGUUCUCUGCCGUCCUCCCCCUCUCCUUUUUUUCUUUCUUUUUGCUACCCCGGGACUUUGGAAUUUCAUCUAGAUUAUCUCCCUGGCAAGCCAGUCGGACUGGAACACACAGCGACAUUGGAGAACUUGGUCUUCUGCAGUGGCAAAUCAGUUCCAACGACCUCCCCUCCUCCCUCCCCUCCCCUCCCCACAAAGGGGUUUGGUUUUUCCCAAAGACCAGUAGCAUCUCAGAAGGUUCGGAGGAGGUUGGCAGAGAGAAGAUCUUUCUGGGACUGGUUCCCUCUCUCUGCAAAGGAUGCUCUCUAUUUAACUUCCUUUCUAGCUCUUCCGGAGAGUCAUGACUUUCUUGCUUUCCAGCCUUGCAAGCCCUCGUCUCUGGAGUGGGAGCUCCGAUUUAGUCUGCUUUUCCCCUUGCCUGCCACCUGCCAGCACUUGUCGCUUUAAAUAACCCAACAGUGCAAACUGAGGGAGACUUGCCAAAGAUGCAAGGAUGAGGAAGGUUUCCUUGUCACCAGUCUCUUCUUGAACCCGGCUCCAUCCCAGGUUCUCCUCCUCCAAGUUCCACCCCCCUUCUUCCAGUAAUUGUCAAAGCAGCAGCAGCAGCAGCAGCAGCAGCAGCAGCAGCUCCAGUUGCACGUGUCCCACACUGGGAAGUUCUUGAUGGCUUCUCUAAGGAGAGUGAAAGUCUUGCUGAUCUUAAACUUGAUUGCCGUGGCUGGCUUUGUCCUCUUCCUGGCCAAGUGCAGGCCCAUUGCGAUGAAGAACGGCGAUGCUUUCCAUGAAAUCCAUCCCAGAGCAGAAGUGGCCAACUUGACAGCCCACCCAGUCAAUCCCAUUCAAGAUGCAGUGCUAAAGCGGUUGUCGCUUCUUGAGGACAUUGUCUACCGGCAACUCAAUGGUCUGUCAAAAUCCUUGGGGCUUAUUGAAGGCUACGGUGGUCGUGGCAAAGGUGGCUUGCCUGCCACUCUUUCUCCAGAGGAGGAAGAAAAAGCCAAGGGACCCCACGAAAAAUAUGGCUACAAUUCCUAUCUCAGUGAGAAAAUAUCAUUGGACCGCACCAUACCAGAUUAUCGUCCAACUAAGUGUAAAGAGCUUAAAUAUGCAAAGGAUCUCCCACAGAUUUCUAUUAUCUUUAUCUUUGUCAAUGAGGCACUUUCAGUCAUCCUGCGUUCAGUUCACAGUGCUGUAAAUCACACUCCGGCUCACCUCUUGAAAGAGAUCAUCCUUGUAGAUGACAACAGCGAUGAAGAAGAAUUGAAGGCACCACUGGAAGAAUAUGUCAACAAGAGAUAUCCAGGCCUAGUGAAGGUAGUCCGUAACCAGAAAAGAGAAGGUUUGAUCCGAGCUCGCAUUGAAGGCUGGAAAGUGGCCUCAGGGCAGAUCACGGGCUUCUUUGAUGCACAUGUGGAAUUCACCGCAGGCUGGGCAGAGCCAGUUCUUUCAAGAAUCCAGGAGAACCGGAAAAGGGUCAUCCUCCCAUCAAUUGACAAUAUCAAGCAGGACACCUUUGAGGUGCAGCGCUAUGAAAAUUCAGCCCAUGGAUACAGCUGGGAGCUUUGGUGCAUGUAUAUUAGUCCGCCAAAGGAUUGGUGGGAUGCAGGAGACCCUUCCUUACCUAUCAGGACACCAGCCAUGAUUGGAUGUUCUUUUGUGGUGAACCGGAAGUUUUUUGGGGAAGUCGGUCUUCUCGAUCCAGGAAUGGAUGUUUAUGGUGGAGAAAACAUAGAACUUGGAAUAAAGGUAUGGCUGUGUGGUGGCAGCAUGGAGGUUCUCCCUUGCUCUCGAGUGGCCCACAUUGAGCGCAAGAAAAAGCCGUACAACAAUAACAUUGGCUUUUACACCAAGAGGAAUGCACUGCGGGUGGCUGAGGUGUGGAUGGAUGACUACAAGUCCCAUGUAUACAUUGCAUGGAACCUGCCAUUGGAGAACCCAGGAAUUGAUAUUGGGGAUGUUUCGGAGCGAAAAGCACUUAGAAAAAGUUUGAAGUGCAGAAGUUUCCAAUGGUACCUGGACCAUGUCUACCCAGAAAUGAGAAGAUACAAUAAUACCAUUGCCUAUGGAGAGCUGAGGAACAACAAGAUAAAAGAUGUCUGCCUCGAUCAAGGGCCACAGGAAAAUCACACGGCGAUCCUCUACCCAUGCCAUGGCUGGGGGCCACAGCUUGCUCGCUACACCAAAGAAGGAUAUCUGCAUUUAGGAGCUCUUGGGACUACAAUAUUGCUCCCAGAUACCCGCUGCCUGGUGGAUAAUGUGAAGAAUAAGCUCCCUCAGUUGCUUGAUUGCGAGAAAGUCAAGAGCAGCCUCCACAAGCGUUGGAAUUUUAUACAGCAUGGUGCAAUCCUAAAUAAAGGGACAGGACGCUGCUUGGAAGUUGAAAAUAAAGGCACAUCUGGUAUGGAUCUUAUUCUCCGCAGCUGCACAGGACAAAGAUGGACAAUUAAACAUUUUAUCAAGUAGAGAGCUUUUUAUCCAUUGUUCAAGAAUUCUGCAGAUUGAGUUCUCACCUGGGGAGACAUUUUUAUCAAACCUUCAACUCUCAUUCACAAUAUCAGGGAAGACUCAUAAGGGAAGGUGUUUGGGUUUUUUUUUAUAUUUUAUUUAUUUGAACUUUGGUUAUCUCUUUGCCAAACUUGACUGACUGACAGAAUGAAAACAUUCCAGAUCUACAGUUGUCAUUAUCCUGAAGGUUCAAGGCACAUCUUGACUUAAAAGGAUAGUAACGAAAGCUUACAAACAUUUCCAAAAAUAACCUCAAUCCCCACUCCAGAUACAGGACCAGCAAAUUAUAUUUGAGGUUCAGCGAUGAAACUUUUGAUACUCUUUUAUUUGAAUGCACACAAUCUUGGAAAUGACAUAAUAUAUUAAUAUUGAAUACCAUGUCAAAAGAUAAAAAAAAGAAGUCAUCUUCCAUGAAGGUAGCAUGAGAUGUCUAUCACAGCCUCAUUUGGACGUUUCAAGUGCUCUGGAUUUCUAGAUGGAUAUUUUAUAAACUUUUUGCAGAAUGCGUCCUUCAUACCAAGCACAUCAUAUUGUUAUUAACUUGAUGCUACUAGUUCAAAGAGGAACAAGGAUUAUCCCAAAAUGUCAUGAAGAACCAGGGGUGUCAAUGAAAUCCACCAUGGAGUUUUAAAAGAAGAGAGUUGCAGCACACAGGAACAUGGACUCUGCCAUUGCAGUGAAUGAACCCUAAAAUCUGUAUUAGUCCCAUCAAAAUUUAACACACACGGCAUUAAACCAAUUUGUUUGUGAAAGGUACAGCCAUAAAAGAUUGUUUCUGAAAUUGCAUACAUCACAGUGCAGUUGUAUCAGACAUACAAGAGCCUAAAUAACAGGCUAAAAAAUAGAUGGCUAUGGAAAAAAAUCUAUUUGUGUGGCUGCUAGGAGCUAAAAAUGACUUGAUGGUAUAUAAUCAAUCAAUAUGGUGGAGAAGUGCAGAUUUAAAAAAACAAGAGUGGAAAGGGAAAAAUUUUAUCACAAUGAGCAUCAGGGAAAAGUAUGUUUACAAAAAAAAAUCUUGGAAUUUCCAUUAAAAGGCUGGUACUUUAGGAGAAAAUGUAUGUAAUAUUAUUGAAUAUUUAAGGAAAGUUGUGUUUGAAAACUUAUGCAAAUAACUGAUUUAAAGAAAUGGAUAAAUGAGACAGGUUCUGCCUUGCUAGAACAAAUCCUAGAGCAGAUUUUUGCUGAUUUAUAUAUCUCAAGCAGUAUUUUUAUAGCCAACAUAAUUACAAUCUGUGUUUUCUAGGGAUCAAAUUUUCUGCCCUUUGUCAGUCUUAAAAAGAAAAUACACUUAUUAGUCAAUGAUCAAUAAUGAGGAUGUUUUCAUGAGGAACUAUAUUUCUCCCAGCUUCCCUAUAAGCAGUGGAUGUGGAAUGUGAAAUAUGCAAUCUUAAUUUAAAGAAAAAUCCCAUGAAAAUGUGCUUAGAAACAAACAAACAAACAAAAACUCACACUGUUUCCUACUUGGAACGAAAUCCCUUGUCGUGAUUUUGGCACAUAUUGAUGGGCUUCCUUAACCAUUGGCUAAUUUAAAUUCAUCACAGUUGGUGUAAGAAAAAGAAAAAGCUUCUUUAAAACAGAAAAUUCUCUUUCUCCCUCUCUCAGGACAUCCAAUUAAAUAAUCCAAGAUCUAAAAUUCUGGUAAGACAAGAGGGUUCUCACAUGACAUAUUUAACCUGGUCAUUUGAACACUUAGAGUUUGCAUCUGGAUACUAUGCUAAGAAUGGUUUGUGUUGAUCUUUGUUAGUUUCUUUAUGGCCUAGCCCGAUGUACAUCCUGCUUGGUUGAUUUCUGUGCAAGUAAUUCUACAAACCCAGAAAACUGGAUUAAUUCAGUAAUCAGGUUAAAUGGUUGUGAAUGCCACUGUUGUUCAAUUUGUUUAAUUAAAUUCUUUAAUUUCCA
This is a messenger RNA of Crotalus tigris (Tiger rattlesnake), 6524 nucleotides long. It is a transcript of the gene GALNT17, whose product is annotated as polypeptide N-acetylgalactosaminyltransferase 17. NCBI's taxonomy places the organism in Eukaryota, Metazoa, Chordata, Lepidosauria, Squamata, Viperidae. Gene Ontology annotation, cellular component: Golgi apparatus. The coding region runs from base 2787 to 4583 and encodes 598 amino acids. The transcript is spliced from 11 exons. The record is from RefSeq and is a predicted model, not a curated record.